This is a messenger RNA of Gopherus evgoodei (Goodes thornscrub tortoise), 791 nucleotides long. Its product is annotated as histone H4. Gene Ontology annotation, molecular function: structural constituent of chromatin; protein heterodimerization activity; DNA binding. The transcript has a single exon. NCBI's taxonomy places the organism in Eukaryota, Metazoa, Chordata, Testudines, Testudinidae. The coding region runs from base 132 to 443 and encodes 103 amino acids. Gene Ontology annotation, cellular component: nucleosome. The record is from RefSeq and is a predicted model, not a curated record. Gene Ontology annotation, biological process: nucleosome assembly.
GGCUGGAAAAGGGACGGGGGGAACAGUUCCCGCCUGUUUCCCUCGUAGUUUUCCCUCUGGUCCGUCCACAGCCUAGUUAAGCGCUGAUAGCUGCGCAAACAAUUAUAUUGCGUUGUUCAAUCAACGGUGCUAUGUCUGGACGCGGGAAAGGAGGGAAAGGGUUGGGGAAAGGCGGUGCUAAGAGGCACCGCAAGGUCUUGCGAGACAACAUCCAGGGCAUUACCAAGCCUGCGAUCCGCCGCUUGGCUCGCCGUGGCGGGGUGAAGCGCAUCUCCGGGCUGAUCUAUGAAGAGACCCGCGGGGUGCUGAAGGUUUUCCUGGAGAACGUGAUCCGCGAUGCGGUGACCUACACCGAGCACGCCAAGCGGAAGACGGUGACGGCCAUGGAUGUGGUGUACGCUCUGAAACGCCAAGGCCGCACCUUGUACGGCUUCGGGGGCUGAUCUCUCUUUCGAACCCUACGUGGAAAUCAUUCAACACAAAGGUCCUUUUAAGGGCCGCUCACGGCUGCAUAAAACGAGUUGGUCUUGCUGUGUAUUGUGAGCUAAGAUCAAGCGUGAGUAGUCUUUUGGCUUAUCCAAGGCUGUGAUCAACUUUCUUGAUUUUGGUCUUUUAGGCUCAAGUUGAAAACCUUGUCUGUGUCUCUGGGACCUUGAACUAAAAACAUUUAAGUUACAUGGAUAUUAACAUGGUGUUUAAAUCUGGUAUGGAUAUUAGAAUUUAAAUGUGUUUUCAACUAAGUUACUACAAUGUUAGUGAUACUGUUACAGUAAAAGUUUUAAAAACACUCC